AUGGCUUCCUCGAAACCGCCCGAGGUCGCUGAAAUUGAUGGCAAGAAAUACAGAAAGGUCACCGAGGGAUUAGCAUCGGUGCUUGCGCCAUACAAGCAAGACUCCGACGCACAUACGAGGAAGGGACACAAUAACGACGAAGGCGCCCAAGCGGUCUUUUAUAACCCAAUUCAACAAUUCAAUCGAGAUCUCAGUGUUCUCGCAAUUACUGUCUAUGCGGAAGGUGCGGUGCUCGAGAAGGAAAUUCAGCAGAGUCGAAAGCACCAAGGUCGAAAAAAUGCGAAGGAGAGGAAGAAACAGCGCGCUUCCAAGUCUUACGGCACAACUUCUCAGCAAAAGCAAAAUGGCGUAGCAGAAGCCAGCAAUUAUGCGGUGGAGAACGGGGAAGCCCGCCAAAAUGAAACAGCAUCGAAUGGUGGUCGCAAACGCAAGGCGGCUGAUAUCUCAAAUCCUGACGCGGACACAGUAGCGGCUGAAUCGAAGAAGGCCAGGACCGACCAGAAUGUCGGAGACGAUGAUGACGACCUACCCGUGGAAGAACUAACCAGUCACCCGGUGGGCGAGAAGUCACAGCAAGAAGGAGAUGGGGUCCAGAUCGCAGAGAAGAAGCAAAAUGAGGAGGCAAAAGGUGAUUCCACAAAAGUCGUCGCGGCGGCCACGCAGAAACGCACACCUUUUGCGAUUCUAGACGCCUUAUCCGCAACGGGCCUUCGAGCACUACGGUACGCUAAAGAGAUACCCCUCGCCACGAAUAUAGUCGCAAAUGACAUUUCCCCGGAAUCAGUACACAGCAUCGACCUCAACAUCAAGCACAACGAAGUUCAAGAUAAGGUACAUUCCAACCUCGGCGACGCUCGUGAAUUCAUGUACACCAAAGUUGGGAACGAAAAGAUCCGGUCAGGGGAGCGUUACGUCCACCGCUUCGAUGUCAUCGAUCUCGACCCGUACGGCACGGCCGCGCCUUUCAUCGAUGCAAGUCUGCAAGCGGUCCAGGAUGGCGGCAUGCUCUGCGUCACAUGCACCGACGCCGGCGUCUUCGCCUCAACUGGGUAUCCCGAAAAGACAUACGCAAUGUACGGCGGCAUGCCCGUCAAAGGGUCCUACUCCCACGAAGGAGGACUGCGAUUGAUUCUCAACGCCGUUGCCACGUCGGCCGCGCGGUACGGCCUCGCAAUCGAGCCGCUCUUGUCUCUGUACAUCGACUACUAUGCUCGGCUGUUCAUUCGGGUCCAUCGGAAACCGCUUGAAGUCAAGCUCCUCCCCGGCACCACGAUGAUAGUGUACAGCUGCGGACACGGCUGCGGCGCGUGGACAACACAGCCCCUCCUGCGCAGCCAGCCACAGACGUCGAGAAACGGCGAGUCGUCGUACAAAUUCUCACUCGCGCAAGCGCCCACGGCUCCGCCGAACUGCGAGCACUGCGGCUCGAAGACGCACUUGUGCGGACCCAUGUGGGCCGGGCCGCUGCACAAUCCGUACUUUGUGCAGAAAAUGCUCGACAAACUGCCCUCGCUCGACGGGGAAGUCUACGGUACAACGGACCGUCUUGAAGGGAUGCUGACCCUCGCCCUCGAAGAAGACCUCACCUUGCAACAAGCGGCGGCCGAGACAGAACCACCAGCAACAGCAACAACAACGGACGCCUUGUCGUCCCCAUCUUCGGCGGACCCCAACUCCAAGAUCAUCUCGCGCCUCCCGCCCCAAGUCAUCGACGCAGCUCCGUUCUUCGUUAUUCCCACCAACCUCGCAAAAGUGAUGCACAGCACGACGCCGUCGGAGAGCAUGGUCCGCGGCGCCAUCAUCAGCACCGGCUACCGCGUGACCCGCUCGCAUUGCAAACCGGGCAGCAUCAAGACCAACGCGCCCUGGAGUGUGCUGUGGGAGAUCAUGCGCGAGUUCACGCGGACAAUGGCCCAGAUCAGGGACGGCGCCGUGAAGCGCGGGUCACCAGGCUGGACCUUGCUCGCCAAGGUCCGAGGCAGCGAGCGCGCACUCGUGUCCGGACUCGCCACCGUGGCCAAAGAUCAGCUCGCGAGAUGCGAGUCGAAAGAAGACAUGAAGACCAUUCUGCACGGUAUGCUUAAACGUCUGGAGGUGGAGGAUUUCGCAGCAGCACCGGCAGCGGCAGCGGCAGAAGACGGCGGGCCCGUUGAGAAUCGCGGUGUCGACACGACAACCGAAACGGCCGAGACGAGUGAUACCGGGGAAGGUCAGGGUCAACCACGACAACAAGCACAAGCACAACAAGCACAACUCUCAAAAAGCCCUCCGGCCGCCGUCGACCCCACAAAGCUCAAGAUCGUCUUUGAUGAGAAGCUGGGCAGGGACAAACCUCGCGGCAGGCUCGUGAGGUACCAGAUGAACCCUCGCGAAAACUGGGGUCCGAUGAGCCGCGCGGGAAGAACAGGAUGA
This is a messenger RNA of Exophiala spinifera, 2412 nucleotides long. RefSeq names its product N2,N2-dimethylguanosine tRNA methyltransferase. Gene Ontology annotation, biological process: tRNA N2-guanine methylation. Gene Ontology annotation, molecular function: RNA binding. Lineage: Eukaryota; Fungi; Ascomycota; Eurotiomycetes; Chaetothyriales; Herpotrichiellaceae. Gene Ontology annotation, cellular component: nucleus. The transcript has a single exon. Bases 1 to 2412 code for a protein of 803 amino acids. The record is from RefSeq and is a predicted model, not a curated record.